This is a messenger RNA of Kockovaella imperatae, 2223 nucleotides long. RefSeq lists its product as hypothetical. The record is from RefSeq and is a predicted model, not a curated record. Gene Ontology annotation, molecular function: glycosyltransferase activity. The transcript has 12 exons. Bases 109 to 2082 code for a protein of 657 amino acids. Lineage: Eukaryota; Fungi; Basidiomycota; Tremellomycetes; Tremellales; Cuniculitremaceae.
GAGGCUAAGCCUGCUCUGGUAGUAGCGGCUUUCUACCACUGCUCGCCAUUCGUCCAUCCAUACGAAAGCCGACCUACAUCAAAACUCAGCGAAUAUCGGCCUUUCGACAUGUCCAUCCUUACGCCACCUAGCUCUUCACCCGAAUGCGAUCCUCUCCCUGCGACUCAGCAUGUCCCUCACCUCGAUCUUGAUAAUGUCAAUAGCAUCCUCGGAGCCGUUCCUUUUCCUCGCUCUCCCACUUCGAUCACUUCUGCUCGUCAAGAAUCGCUUCAGGAGAAGCAAGGUCUAGAUCCUCUUGAUGGACUCGAAGAACGAGCCAUUCCGUGGCGAGGCGACCUGACACCCACAGAAAAGGUGCAGAGAAGAGAAUGGCUUAGUGCUGGACGAGGCAGAUCAGGGCUGAGAAUAGUCAUCGUGACGGAAAACUUCUUACCAAAAGUCGACGGCGUCACUCGGACCCUCGCCAGACUGCUUGAGCACCUCGAACGCGAGGGGCAUCAAUGUAUGCUUCUUGGUCCUGGAACAGGUAUGGAUUCGUACGCUGGCCAUCCGCUCGUCGGAACAGCUGGAAUCCCUCUGAUUGUCUAUCCCGGUCUCAAGCUCAACUUCCUGCGACCGAGAUUCUUGAACACUAUCAAGGCCUUCCAACCUGAUGUCGUCCAUUUCGUCGAUCCUAUCUGGCUGGGCGCUCAGACAUUGAUGGCUAUGGAGCUGGGGUGGGCAGGCAAAGAAUGGGUCAGCGAAGAAGGUCCCGCGUUAGGUGCGGGUAUCUCUGGUGGUAUCGUCGCCAGCUACCACACGAACCUUGCCACCUACGCUACACUGUUUGGCAUGCCUCGUCUGGAACCCGUCAUUUGGCGGUUUCAACGGUGGCUGUACUCCAACAAUCCCAGGACGCGACUGACGCUCUGUCCAUCUCCAUCCACUACUGCUAUGCUUCACUCUCAAUCCUUUGAUCAAGCCCGGCUAUGGCCAAGAGGAGUCGAUCUCGCUCAAUUCUCACCAUGUAAUCGAUCCAGAGCCCUUCGAGCAAGUUGGGGAGUGUCGGAUCCGCCUCGCGCGACCUUUGCCCUACCGAAGUCACAGCUGGCAGAAAUGGACAACGUGGCGGCGGCAGCGACCUUCGGUGUCCAUCAUCAAGGUCGUAAAGUCAGUUUACCCCUUACUCCACCCGAAAGUCCAGCUGUGAUCCCGGCGGACUUAGACGUCCUGCCGAAAGAUUCAGUGUUCAAACCUGAAGAGCUGGGUUCUCCAGAUCCUAAGUCUCUAAAAUCUCGAGUCGUCCUACUCUAUGUGGGCAGAGUAUCAUGGGAGAAAAACCUCAAUCUCCUGCUUUCCGCUUGCGCUCACCUGCCAUCUCUUCUGCCGCCUGGCGCUCUCUUGCCGAAACUCGUCUUUGUCGGCGAUGGACCGGCCAGAGCGGACAUCCAGGCCUUGUGCCAGAAAGAAGGAUACGAUGCGUCGUUCAUGGGCUUCAGAGCCGGCAAAGAACUGGCUGAAUGCUACGCUAGUGCAGAUGUUUUCGCCUUCCCGAGCUUCACAGAGACUUUCGGUCAAGUGGUUUUGGAGUCCAUGGCUUCUGGCUUGCCCGUCAUUGGCCUAGACGCAGAAGGUACAAGGGAUCUCGUAUCUCACAAUUCGACCGGUCUUCUCUUACGUCUUCCACCUGGCGCCUCAAAUUGGCCCGAGGCUCUGAAAUCAACUCAGAGCUCUAGUUUUGGAGCGUCCGCACGAUCAUAUGCUGAUCUCCUCGCGGAGAUCGUCAAGGAUCACGCGAAGAGGGUAGAAAUGGGUGAAAGAGCAAGCACGAAGGGGAUCGAAGGGUACACCUGGUGGGAUGCCAUGGAGAAAUGCGUGGACGGAUAUCGAGAAUCGCUACGCAUGUCACUCUCUCGACCUGAGGUGCUGGAGUCUCCCGCUUCGCCAAAGAUAUCUCGGGUCAACCGCGUAGUGUCCAUGCGUCUGGCGCACAAGGACGCCAAGAACAUCGAAGGCGCUUUACAUCUGAAGAAUCUCCUCAAGAUCGUCAUGGUCCUCUGCCUCUUCUAUGCCGUCUACGCCCAGAGCCACAGCAGGAAUUAGAUCGACUGAGUAUAUCACCUUAGAGUGCGCAGAUGGUACACGGAUAGUCUGCGUUAUCUUGUAUCACCACAAUUGUCAAAUCUUGUUAGAUCCCAUGCCUCUAUCCACAGCGGAUAUACAAUGUUAUGCUUUGUGCUCUCA